Messenger RNA from Phytophthora infestans T30-4, 687 nucleotides. RefSeq names its product secreted RxLR effector peptide protein, putative. The transcript has a single exon. The coding region runs from base 1 to 687 and encodes 228 amino acids. Lineage: Eukaryota; Oomycota; Peronosporomycetes; Peronosporales; Peronosporaceae. The record is from RefSeq and is a predicted model, not a curated record.
AUGAACAGGCUUGUUCUUUUGGCGGUCGCUUUUGUGUAUUUGUUAAUGUAUGCUGACGCGACCAGGGAGUCCAAGUUGAAGGAAUUAAUGGACGAUCCGACUCGAGAGUUUCAGAAUAACCUCGCUAGGAGGAAUCUGAGAGCUGACAGGUCCGAUGAGGACGAAGAGAGAGUGAAUAUUCCCGGCUUUAACAAAAUUGCACAAGUGUUUAAGUCCAGCAAGACUAAAGAGCUUCAGGGUCUACUCAAGGCAGACGAUUCGCUCGCAAACGCCUUCAAGACGUUAGGGCUAAGCAAAAUGCCCAUCGGCAAGGACAACUUUAUCGAGACGGAUAUGGUGGCUAAGCUCUUUUCGAGUCCCAACUUCAAAAUUUGGGCUCGGCAUGCUGCAAACGUAAACAAGCAGGACCCAGAGAGCGCGAUGCUUGCCGCUCUGACGAACGUCUUUGGUGAGAAAGAGGUGGCGACGAUGAUUUUAGUGGGGAAGCUUAGAUGGAGAUCAAAGAGUAUUGCCCAGAAGCUGGAGACCGCGCAGCUCAGCAAGUGGUACUCGAAGGGGCUUGCAGCAGACGACGUGUUCAGGCAGAUUUUGAGCGCGGAUCCAAGCAGGAUUAAAGGGUACGGGCGAUACAAGGGUAUUUGGGAGAACUACUCGUAUUACUUUAUCAAGAGAGUGGUGAACUAUUAG